AUGAUUGAUUUACAAAUACAAUCUUGGAUUUUUACAGGAACGGAAACCGACUUUUUCGCUGGACAUCGCGCUUGUCCCUGCCUAGAAGGACAUUACCGAACUCAUCUCUUCGACAAGUGUGUUAGAUGUGGCCGAGGCGGGCUGCUAUGCCAAGAUGAGUAUGCCUCAUUGAAACCUGGCUUUUGGUGGCAAUGGCGGAACGAGUCCUACAAACAUCGCUAUGAAUCUUUCAUGAAAAAUCUCGCCCUAGAGUUACCUGCAUUGGAUGAUUUCUCAGUGCAGUAUCCUUAUUCAAUACCAACACCGUAUAGAUGUCAGGUUGAGGAGUCUUGCAAAGGUGGUUUGGACUCACCAUGCGGAGAAGGGUAUCAAGGUCCACUUUGCGCUGUAUGCAAGCCAGGUUACUACAAACAAUUUCACUCUUGUGAAAAAUGUCCUUUAAGGGCCUGGAUCGCAGCACAGUUAUCUCUUAUUGCUUCUAUUAUAGCGAUAUUGUUGGCCCUUUUAGUUUGGAGAAAGAAAAAUAACCUUUCAAAGGACCGGGGAUCUCGUUUUGACAGUUUGUUGUCAAAACUUAAGAUCUUGAUUGGUUUUUAUCAAGUCACUCAUGGCUUGCUUGACGUGUUCUCGUUCAUUGAAUGGCCAGAUUCAUUGCAGGUUGUGUCCAAGUAUUCAGGAAUUUUACAGAUGAAUUUGCUUCGGGUAACACCUAUUCACUGCCUUAACCACGAAUUACACGUGGAUGCCUUUGGAGAUUUGUUUGUGCUCUUGUCAAUGAAUGCCAUUGUUAUCGUUGGUUCGUGUGUGAUCUAUGGUUUUUGGUAUAUGAUGAUCUCAAGAAACCAGAGCCUGGAGGAGGACGAAAGGGCACAAAAAAUUUCACAGAGGAAAGUACUUAUUUACAGAAAUGUUUUUUUCUUCCUAUACGUGACCUACCUAAGCACCUGUUCGAGGACAGCAAGCGUUAUGCCGUUCGCCUGCCAGAAACUCUGCAAAGAUAAAAGAGAAGAGCUAUGUGACGAGUACCUUAAAGUAGAUUACAGCAUAAAAUGCCAAGGAGCAAAUUACAAUCAUCUUGUAAUUAUAGCUUAUAUUUCAGCUGCAUACACCAUGGCUUUACCUGCUGUUUCUUUCGUCGCCCUUUGGAGGCAUCUGCGAACAAUCAUAACGAAGAAAGACGGAGAUGAUGGCUGUAAUCCAGAGGUUGUUGACGGAUUGCGCUUUCUCUUCGAAAAUUACAAACCUCGUUCCUGGUAUUGGGAACUGGUUGAAAUGACCCGAAAACUCAUUCUUACAUGUGGCCUCAUUCUCGUGGGUCAAGAAAGCAGAUCCUACAUUGGAUUGGCAUGGGUGGUUGCCGGUAUGUAUGCAGUGGUUUUUUGCUGGGUCAAACCCAUGCAAGACACUUUUGAGAACAGGCUGAUGUCCACUUCCCUUGCUGUUACAAUUGUAAACCUGGGUAUUGGUGCUGUGAGCAGAAUUCCAGCAGAGAACAUAUCAAACAUGGCGGACCAUCACAAGGACGCUCUGGCAAUGAAAAUACUGAUUUUGGGGGCAAAUACGUUGGUGAUUGGCCUUCUUGUUGGUGAGAUAAACAUUAAUUGCAUGGAAAAAAAAACUAAACUGCAACUUUUAACUGUUACUUCGUGUUGUUAUAUUUCCAUUUUCCAAAAUAUUAACCUUACAAGUGUCAUACCAUUCACAUUGAAGGUAACCUUAUCGUAUCUCGAGUUUAUCUGAAGAGCAACCAAUCGUUGAAAAAAAACGCAAAACAAGGAUUUAGUCUCUCUAUAGGAGCUCAACUGAUUUGGUUAACAAUUGAAACUACGUUCCAAGCCUCUAUGGUUUGUAAUUCCACACCCUAUGGAAUUUUUACCAUAACUCAGAAGAGGUUUAACUCUUUGGUCAUUCAUUUUCUUCUUAGUUCAGUACCUGGCAUACUUACAUCAGUUCUUCAAAGAGUGGCGCAAAAAUCCAAAAUGGUCCUUGUCUUGCUGCCUAGCCUUGCUUCUUCCACUUAAUGACCUUCAAGGCGAGAUUCGUGGAAUGGUUGGCAAGAACAUGCUUAAAACACAGCUUCUGUCAGGGAUCAUUGGGAAGCCCUCCAUUGCAGCCAGUGCAAAAGGUACUGGAGCUUUGAGUUUUUCUCCAACCCAUGAAGAAAAUGAAAGAAAAGGAAGAAGUUCAGUAAAAUCCAGAACGACCAGAAAAAGCCUUACUAAAUGUGAACGUGGGACACAAACAGAAAUAUUCACACCGGUAUCUACCGCUACCGCUGAACAUGCACAAGUAUCACGGAAAGCUUGCCAGCAGAUAACCAUGUGAGUACGUGUUUAAUGAGUUCCUGUUUUCGUUUGUCUGAUCUCUUUAUUUCGUUUGUAUAAUGUAGAAUCUUUUCACACUUGUACAUCUCUAGGAUCUGCCAACCUGUAUUUUUGGUUAGUCGUAGACGAAUGAUAUGUCGAUGAUCCUUCAUUUGAUAUAUGAGAGAAAAUAUAAUGGACUGUCUAAUUUGUGACAGAGAUUCUAUUGUUAAACCUUUUCAAGGAUUGUCUUUCUCUAGGGAGGGAUUGAGAACGAGCUCCCACGUACGCUGGCCAGUUACCAUGCAUUUUUCUUAGUUGUUUUUGUCACAUAUGCUACAACCCAUAUACACUUGAAUUACUUCAUAUGUUUAUGUAAUAGAGACUUUAAAAAAUUCCUCUUGCUCUCAGGAUCCGGCACUCUGACCAUCACAUACCACUUGCUGAAGUAGAGGAAGGCACUUCAAAAGAAGAAAAGACGGACUGGAAUAAUGGGGAAUGA
Messenger RNA from Pocillopora meandrina, 2805 nucleotides. The record is from the annotation of a GenBank genome assembly. NCBI's taxonomy places the organism in Eukaryota, Metazoa, Cnidaria, Anthozoa, Scleractinia, Pocilloporidae.